Cavenderia fasciculata is the source of this 1485-nucleotide messenger RNA. RefSeq lists its product as uncharacterized. NCBI's taxonomy places the organism in Eukaryota, Evosea, Eumycetozoa, Acytosteliales, Cavenderiaceae. The transcript has 7 exons. The record is from RefSeq and is a predicted model, not a curated record. Bases 1 to 1485 code for a protein of 494 amino acids.
AUGAAUACCAAUAAUAUAAAAGAUGAUGAAAUAGUAAAUUACAAAAAAAAGAAAAUCAUUGACUCUUACAACAAAGAUGACGAUAACAAUGAAAAGAGUUAUUUAGUCAUUAAAAACAUUCAAGAUCAAGCAACUUCAACUACUACAACAAAUUUAAUACAAUCGGAAGAAAAAAAGAAGAAAAAGAAAAAGAAAAAGAAUAAAAAGAUACAAAAGGAAACUUUAGCAACUGAUGAUGAACCUGAACAAAAAAUAAACUAUGGUAAUGUUGUAGAUGUAAAGGUUGAUACCUCUAAACCAUGGACUGAAGAUACUGUUGGUCAAUUCCUAUCUGAUGCUGGGUUUGUAAGAGGUUCAGGAAACACUCCAAGAAACAAAGCAGAUAUCACUCCAAUAUACAUUAAAUUUGCAUCAAAGUUAUUGUCAAUGUUAUCAAAAGAUGGCGGUAAAUUAUUAUGUCUGGAACUGACAGGAAAUGGAAUGAACGACUUGGACAAUGCAUUCAACUUGAUUGGAUCCAGAGCUGUCCUACAACCAAGUCUACCACCUUCAUUUUAUAAGAUGGCAUCGUACCUUGUAGUGGCUGCAUAUAUCCAAUCUACCUACCAUCAAUACUAUGGCCUAGCAGAUCAACAAUUAAAAGUUGUAUGGGACAAGACCAAUUUGAUACAAUACCUACAAACAAACACAAUUAGACAAUACUCUACCACCAAACAUCCAGCAACACCAUCAAAUCUCAAAAGAAUCAACAAAAUUGCUACUUUGAUUACCUUGUUUAUCAUCAAAAACUCAAAUAUCAUUCCUACGCACAAUCCAUACGAUAAAACUUUGACUGUUGAUUCUGCAAUUGAUUAUAUGGGUCGUAUGGCUAUACAAGAAUGGAAAACACAAGCCAUGUGGACAAGAUAUAUGAAAAGGUUAGUUCUUUCUGUUACAAUCAUUGCAUUUGAGACAGGUGUCCAGGAAUUUGUGUACCCUCCAUUGAUCGAUGGUUGCUUGAAACAAGAGAUAUUGAAUAAUUUAGAAUUCCCUCAUUUUAAUUUGGAUGCUUAUAAUAUUGAUUUCGUCAACAAAGUUGAUCAAGUACCAAUCAAUGAUAAUGAUCAACAAUCUUCUUCUUCAACUACUUCAACUUCUUCAACUUCAACCUCAACUACUAAAGUAUCUAAUAUUAUCUUUAAUUUACCAAAGGAAAAUAGAAUAAGAAAUGUUAAUAUUCCUGUUAUACAACCUGGGGAAAUUUUUGAAGGAAUCAAUGAUGAACACAACUUCAAAUACAACUAUGGUAAUGUAGUUGAUGUAGAGGGUGUUGAUACCUCUAAACCAUGGGAUGAAGCUAUACUAGGACAAUACCUCAAACAUGCUGGUUUUGUUAGAGGUUCAUGCAAUACUUCAAGUAACAAGGCUGAUGAACCUCUUCUUUUCGUUGCUUUUUCCAACAAGUUGGCUAUUCAACCAGACCCAGACAAAUAUUUAAAACUAUGA